AGCUGACAGUCAGUCUACACUGAGCCCUGCUGGAUACUAGCUGUGAGAAGCUGAGCCCUGAGCCUCUUGUAACUCCAUCCUACUACGUACAGCCCACCAUGGAUGUCAAAGUACUGGCUGUGUUGGCCCUACUGGCUGUGGCCAUGGAUGUACCUCUCUCUACGGCUAAGCCCAUCAGCCUGGUAGAGAGGUGCUGGUGUCGCUCCACGCUCAACACCGUCCCUCAGAGGAGCAUCAGAGAGCUCAAGUUCCUUCACACACCCAACUGCCCUUUCCAAGUCAUUGCCAAGCUGAAGAACAACAGGGAGGUGUGCAUUAACCCCGAGACCAAAUGGCUGCAGACGUACCUGAAGAAUGCCAUUAACAAGGUGAAGAAGUCCAGAAGACGUGCUCAGUAAAGGAGACCUAGUCCCAGGCCAGCUCUCCCCCUCCUCCUCCUCCUCUACUACUCAGAUAUGUAACUCCACAUACUGUAUCUACACGUCUCUGCUCUGGAACGCUCUGGAACACUCUGGAAUGCUCUAGAACGCUCUGGAACGCUCUGGAAUGCUCUGGAACGCUCUGGAAUGAACGCUUGCAAAACCAGCACUUCACCACCAGACCGACCAUGAUGCCUUGCUGCUGCUGCUGACCCCGCCGCCACCCUGUCUCCCACGCUGCAGACGCCUCUCCUCACGUUGUUAGCACCAAGUGCAGUUAUUCCUAAUUAUAUCGGAAUGUGUGAGUACGUGUGUAAAGAGUGUGUGAGCGAAAGUGCAUGUCUGUGGUUUUAUUCAGUGUGCUUGUUCUUAGUGUGUGUGUGUGUGUGUGUGUGUGUGUGUGUGUGUGUGUGUGUUGUCUGAACUGAGUGUGUAAGUGUACGUCUGUAUAUAAAGUAUUUUCCUACUUUUACAAGGGACAUUUUAAGAUUUUACACCCAGCUCUCCGUCUCAAAUGGGCUGAGCAAGGGCUUGUGGGUAUCCCCAGGGGUGGGCUCUGACUGAGGGGUCAUGGGAUUGGAACAGGAAUGAGCUGGCCAAUGGGUUGAGCCCACUCUGUAAUAGGUGACCAAUCAGGGCUGAUCAAACAUUCAUAACAAGGGAAAAAGACAGAAGUCACCCCUAACUGAUCCAAGGUCAGAAGUUGUUUAAGCCCUGAUGGUUACGACUAGGAUGGUAGAGAAGGAAAUCUGAUCCUAGAUCUGUGGUUAGGGGCAACUUCUAUGUCAAGCCUUAACAAGCCAUCCAGUCUAGCCAAGACAAUGGAGAUCCUCAAACUAUAACAAGGGACAUGCAUUGAUUCAGGUGUUUCAACUCAAGGGAUCAGAAGCCAUUAGUUUGAACUGAUGCAUAUUCUUUCUAUAUUUCUUACGGGAUCAAUUAUGUCAGGGAGAGAGGCUGUGCACUGAAUCACAUGCAUUUCAUCAAGGCUAUGUGUAGUUGCCAUUCACAA
Messenger RNA from Coregonus clupeaformis (lake whitefish), 1431 nucleotides. RefSeq names its product chemokine (C-X-C motif) ligand 12b (stromal cell-derived factor 1) (gene cxcl12b). The record is from RefSeq and is a predicted model, not a curated record. Gene Ontology annotation, biological process: positive regulation of cell migration; axon guidance; chemokine-mediated signaling pathway. Bases 99 to 398 code for a protein of 99 amino acids. Lineage: Eukaryota; Metazoa; Chordata; Actinopteri; Salmoniformes; Salmonidae. The transcript has 4 exons. Gene Ontology annotation, molecular function: chemoattractant activity; chemokine activity. Gene Ontology annotation, cellular component: extracellular region.